Paramecium tetraurelia is the source of this 915-nucleotide messenger RNA. RefSeq lists its product as uncharacterized. NCBI's taxonomy places the organism in Eukaryota, Ciliophora, Oligohymenophorea, Peniculida, Parameciidae. The record is from RefSeq and is a predicted model, not a curated record. The transcript has a single exon.
AUGGAUAAUACUACCUGCGUUAUCUGUUCACCUCAUUGUAAUAAUUGCGAAUCAGGAACUCAAUGUAACUCAUGUGAUUCUGGCUAUCAGAUAGUCAAUGGAUAAUGUGAAGCAUGCACAAGUACUUAAUACUACUCUUCUGGCCAUUGUUAUGAUUGCUCUACUACUUGUAAAUCAUGUUUGAACAGUGAUUCAAAUUGUACAACAUGCAAUUCAGGAAGAUACCUUGAAGGCAAUCAAUGUUUACCUUGUGCAAGUCAAUGUGUGGAGUGUGAAAGCUCUAGUUAAUGUACUAUAUGUAAUCCUGGAUAUUGGCUUAAUAAUUCCACUUGUACUAAAUGCAAUGAUAAAUGCACCACUUGCACAUCUGAAACUACAUGCUCAUCUUGCACUGAUGGCUACUACAUUGAAGGAACUUCAUGCUAAACUUGUCCAACUGGAUGUACUAAGUGCAACAGUGCUUCUGAAUGUACUUCUUGCCAAUCAAAUUAUUAUUUGGAUGGUACUUGUAAAUAAUGUUCUCCUGGAUCAUUCAUAUCAGGAAAUGGUUGCUCUGCUUGCAACAGCCUUUGUGCCACCUGUGAAACUUCAGCCACCCAUUGUUUAUCCUGCUUAUCCAAAUACUUCUUGAAUAAUAAUUCCUGCUCAUAAUGCAUAAACCACUGUGACACUUGCGAAUCCGAAAAUGUUUGCUCAACCUGUCUUGUUGGAUAUUAUUACAUCGAUUCAAGUAAGACUUGUGAAGCUUGUCAAUCUCCCUGCACACAAAUGCUCGGUAUCUGGAAAUACAAAUUGUUAAAAGUGUGUUAAUGGUUACUACUUGGAAUCAAACAGUUGUCAUGCUUGUAACUCACCGUGCCUAAACUGUUUAAAUGCUUCAACAUGCGAAACUUGUGUCGAUGGACAUUACUUUGA